Messenger RNA from Podarcis lilfordi (Lilford's wall lizard), 6317 nucleotides. NCBI's taxonomy places the organism in Eukaryota, Metazoa, Chordata, Lepidosauria, Squamata, Lacertidae. The record is from the annotation of a GenBank genome assembly.
CUAACCCUUUCCUCUCCGAGGUAGGAUCCUCUCCGUGUUUGCCACCAGCCGGAGCUCGCGGUCCACGGGUAGCCGCUGGCCCCGGAGGGCGAGUCCUCUUUGCCCCUUUGCCUGCUUCGUUGAGGGGGAAAUGUGUGGCCUGCAUGCGCGGCCGGGGAACCCUUGGUCAAAAUUCAUUUUAAAGGCUGGGGGGGGGGGCCCAGAACCGAAUUAACGGCGACGCAGGGUGUUGUCUUUUAUUGUUAUUUACUAUAGUGGAUUUAUCUGGCGGUUCACAGGAUAAAAAGACGGGGUAGAAAUAUCUGUAAAUAGUUUUUAAAAACACCAAUAACCUUCCCUCCCAGAAGCGUUUAAAGGCUGUAAAGCCCUUUAAAAAUGCCUAAAAAGAACAUUUGGGGCUUAGUCUCGUCUCCCCUAACCCUUAACCGUAUUGGUUUUUUAUUUUAUUCUAUUUUGGGGAGAAACACCCCCCCCCCCGGCCCUGUCUCCUUUCCCCAUUUCUCAGCAACUCCCAAGUAAUUGGCUUGAGAUCUCUAUUGCAUUUAACCCUUAGACAGCUUUUGUGAGCCUAAUCAAGCAAUGUGCUGAAAAUUUAAUUUGCUCAGACGAACCAUUGCUUCCAUCAGUGGUUUUGGAACCAGGUAAUUCCUCCAGAUUUAUCCACACUAGCCAAGUAAAGUCAAAACACAUACCUUGAAUUGAAUGCCACAAGAAUAAAUGGGGAUCAGCCCCUGCUAUAGUGGGCAGCCCCAAAAGCCAUUUGUGUUGUUAAGAUUUUCAAAAGCAGAAAUAAUAUUUACAAAACAGCAACUUCAGACCAGUUUUGGACACUUGCAGCACUUUGCAAUGUUAAGAGGUGCUCUAAAGAAAAGCACUUUCUACAUUCAUGAGCCUCAUUCCCCCCCCCCUUUUGCUGGAGGUAUAAAUGUUGUUAGCAAUGUGCAAUCACCCUGAAGGCUUCAGGUCUGCUCCUGACUGUUGAAAUGCUCCUGGGGAGGCUGUAAGUCAGUCAGUAAACUCUGCUUCCAGUCAGUAAACUGAUUGCAAGGUGUCCUUCAUGGCAUAACUUGCAGCUGCAGGAGAAGGUGUGGAUCCUAUACCUAAAUAUCCCUGAAAGUGUCAUUUAAAAGUGCAACAUCUAGCAAUUAAAUUCAAUCACCUUUGAGCAGAAGGUUGUGACACCUGCAUAUUCCUGGGUUGCAGCGAGCUGGACUUGAUGACCAUCACAGGAUUCUUUGGAAAAUGCUUCAGAAAUAAUAGAAAUAGCAUUCAUUUAAGUUAGUCGUAAGAUGGCACAGUAGUCUCACUUCCCUGUAAACUGUAUUUUUCGCCCCAUAGGGCGCACCGGCCCAUAGGCCGCACCUAGGUUUUUUUUGGGGGGGGGGAAAUAAAGGGGGGGGAAUUAUUUUUCCCCCCAGGCUGCGCUCCCCGGGUUUCGGGCUGCAGGCUGCUGUCCGCAAGCCUUGGGAGCCUGGCAGGAAGUCGCGCCGGUCUCCCCAGGCUUGCGGAUAUCUGCCCGAAGCCUGGAGAGCAAGAGGGGUCGGUGCGCACCGACCCCUCUCGCUCUCCAGGCUUCAGUGAAAGCCUGCAUUUGCCCCAUAGGACGCACACACAUUUCCCCUUCAUUUUUGGAGGGGUAAAGGUGCGUCCUAUAGGGCAAAAAAUACGGUACUUUAUUACUCCUUGCACUGCAAUUUGAGCUUGAUAUAUCCUAUGCCUGUUUUUACAUGGACCCCCUCUUUCAGUUUUUCUGAAAGAAACCUGUCCCACUGAUAUUUCUCAGGUCUGUAUGGGCUCUGCUGAAUUCCUGCUCCAAAAAAGUGGAAACACUAUGACAAGCUUAAAAAAAUGUUUUAGUAUAACUGAAAAAUACAGAAGCUUUUCUACUAGGGAUAACGGACACAGGUAUAGCAAGAGAAGAUCAGAAAAUAUUCCUCUAUGCCACAGGAGUGGCAAGGAUCCUAAUUGCUAAAAACUGGAAAAAGAAGCUGUGCCAACAAAAACGGAAUGGCAAGACAAACUGUUAGAGUAUAUUGAACUGGCUAGAUUAACAGAGGCAAUUAGAGAUCACACUAGACAAAGAGUUUCAAAAGCAUGGGGAAAAGCAGAGAAUACUUCACAAAACAGUGCCCUAAAAUACAUAUGAGCUUCCUUGCAGUGGGUUGGACUAGAUGCCCCUUGAUGCCCCUUUCAUGUAUCCCAUGCUCCCUGUCUCUCUUCCUCUCCUUUUAAUGACACUUCCCCGGUUUUUCCUAGCUGGGCCGCCUCCGGGAACCUAAGUGCUGGCACCUGCAAUUUCGCCUGCUGGCAUUGUUCUGACAAGAUCCAUUGUGGUAAGUUUUGGCGUCACCAAAGACUGCUGGGAUUAAUCUGACAAGAUCCAUUGACACCAGUUUUGGCGUCACCAAAGGAAUUAAGGAGAUGUGCUUCAAUUCCCCUCGCAGAUAGUAUUUAACCCAUCACGGCAUCUCUCAAAGCAUAGGAACUGUAGUUUCCUAUGGGGGGAGAGAAUAUUCUGCGCAACCUUUCCCAAGGGAACUCUGGGAGUUAUAGCUCUGACAGGGUCUCUUUGGGAAACGGAACAAACUACAGUUACCACAAUGUCCCCCCAAAGCACCCUGGGAACUAUUGCUUGCUCUGGGUGUUGAGGGUUGUGGCAUCUGAACAGUAAACAAUCUGUCCUUGCAUUCCACAGUAUACAACUCCUUGCCGUCCCAAGCCCAUUUCUCUUCCUAGGGAACUCUGGGAACUGUAGCUCAUGGGAGGAACAGCACUUGGUGCCCUGAACUCUGGGAACCAAUGGGCUGGCACCGCCGAGUGUCGCCUUGGCCUGCGACUUUGAAGGCACCGCCUGCAGCUGGGAGGACGUCAGCAUGGGCACUGACCAGGGUAAACUUGCUUCAUUUGAAAGGCAGAGAAGCAUUGCUAAGCAGUUAGAGCACCCCUUUGACCUGGUGCCCCCCAACCAGGCUGGUACAUGAGCACCUCGGAGCAGCGAACCAAGCCACCUGACUCCGCUCCCUGACCAUGAGUGACGCGGCCACAGCCUGUGAACUCCGCACCUGGUACAGUAUGGCCGAGAAAGGUAAGCUUGGGGCACUGGUGGUCAGAAAUCCAACAGGUGCAGAGCCAUGUGCUUGGCCUUUUUCCCUGUGUGGAGGAAAUGCCACGAGGCACAGUUGUCGUAAUUCCAUAUUGAUAUCACAUAUUACAUUUCUAAGCUGCAGGACAUACCGUGGUGAUAUCAUAUAAUUAUUAUUUAUUGAUUUCCAGACUACUGACCCGCCUGGUAGGGCCGGCAUAAUGAAAUAUCAUUCUUAUCAUGAAAUUUACUGAUGCCCUGCUUCCCGUCCCCCUUUGGGAUUCCUGGCAGCUGACCGAUAAAAAUGUUUAUAUAUCUAUGGUUCCCAUCUGCAAGGGUCAGGCUAGAUGACCCCUGGUUCCUCACCCUGCAGGACUCAACGGGAGCUUCCCAGUGGAGCUGAGCCUCGGAAGCCAGAUUGUCCCCUGUGGCGAAGCCCUGCGUCACCCUCAGGUGCCCGGCGCCCCCUGCUGGCCUACACCGGAAGAAUCCGCAGUGCUUUCCAGGUGGGUCUUGGGCUCCUCACCCUCCCCGGCCGCUCCUUAUCUGGAGCAUGUCAAGAGCGCAGGUGACCUUCUCGGUGAUGAAUGUGGCACUGGACAACGUGUAGUUCAGGAACUGUCGCCCCCAAAGUAAAGCUUUAUUUUCCGCCUCCCCAAAACCUGGCCAACCAGAUAGGUUGCUUGGAGGCAACCCAUUAAUCCUCCCAACAUUUCCAGGUCCCUGGAGCUGCGCCCCAAGUGAGCCGUGCCUGCCAAGCGGCUGCGUGGCCCCUGCCCGCACUGAGGACUGUGGCAACGGUGGAGAUGAACGGGGUUGCGGUGAGCGGUCAAGGGGGCAUUCAAGGCCAGGGGAACAUUGGCACCACCAGACGGGAGGGGGUUACCAGUGUCGCAGGAACCCCCCCCAAUCAUUCAGUUUGUACAAACUUCACACACACACACACACACACACACACACACACACACACACACACUACAUACGCUACACUUCUGUUAUAAAUUUAUAGAAAAUCAACCAUACAUCGGAUUUGCACUGUUCCACUUUUAUUUUACUCCAUGAAGGAAGGACUACAAAAUGGGGAAGGUUUGAUACAGGGCAGCCAUAAUCCCUUCAGCAUACCAGCACAUACACAGGAGCCCUGCCCAGUUGCUAUGCCAACCCUGAUGGUCCUAGACAGAAGACCAUCAAGACCACAAAGAACUUGCAUAUGGGAGUGGAUUCGGCACCGACUGGAACAAAGAACAAUAAUCAGCUCUUCCCUCUGGGGGCAGGAAACUGCAAACUCCCCUCUGUCACCUGGAAAGUACACAUGGGAGGACGGGGGAACCAGCCAAGAGACAGGACACAACUCCUCCCUCAACCCCUCCUUUCUGUGAUGUAUGUUUCUGGGGGUGUCCUUGAUCUACAAGGUGGCAAUUUCAAAAGUCUUUAUAAGGUCUUGCACACCAUUUUUCUGGGUCCUUCCUCUCUCCUGCAAGUGAGGGGAGCACCCUGUUGCAACAGAUCAAUAAAGGCCAAGCCUACAGGCUGCUGUUUUGCUCCAAGUUAUCCUGGUUGGUGUCUUUGUUUUUGUCCAAGGGAGCCCUCGAAAUUUUCCGUUAACACCAGGAAACCUCCCAACCAGGCCAAAGCAUUUGAGAAGGGUGCAGAGUAUGCUGGCUGAAAUGGGGCUUACCCUGGGGAAAAUCCUGAGCGGAAGUUGCAAGUUGGUGGCCACCACUGCCUCUUGUGGCAGGAAGUUCCAUAAUGUGCGCUUUGUAAAGAAGUACUUCCUUUCUUUGAUGUGUCCUGAAUCUUCCAGCGUCCAGCUCUGUGAGUUCUACCGUUAUGAGAGGGAGAAAACUUUCCUCUAUCCACUUUCUCCAGGCCAGGUCUCAUUGGCCUGGAGAAAUCACAUCUUUGCACAAUUUAAUGCACAAACAGUCAAAGAACAAAUAGGAAAUAGGAACAAAUAGGAAAACUCCCCUGCGUUUGCUAAAUAACCACAUCCCUCAUUUGUGUUGCUGGGAUAAAUGUAUUUAACACUCUGAUAAACUCAGCUGCCAAAACACAGGAGAAUAUCAACAAUCCAGCACAGAAAAUUUUACCCAUGGUGUUUUGUUUUUCCAGAAUCAGCUAAAACAGAAGGGAGAGGUCACCCGUUAACCUGUAAGGGAGCAAAUAUUCCUUUGAGAAGUUUCUCCCGAAAUGGAAGGCACAUGAGACUCUGUAAUUCUCUUCUUUGGGAGGUGGGUGUCGUGCAAAGUGGCCUUGGGGAGCUGGAUGCGAAGGAGGCACGUCCCAGGCCUUUGAACUGCAACAAGAACAACCUGGGAGCAUCUCUCACCUCCUCACUCUGGGAGCCUGCACCUCCUCACUCUCUCAAUCGCUCCGCUCCCAGGCGAGAACAAAGACCAACCUCUCUUGUGGGGUUAAUGUUACACAUGGCAUUCCCAUUAUGUAGGGACUGGUGAUUUGCUUCAUCAUUAGGGUCCAGACUGAGGUUCCCAGGGUGGCACGUGGACUCCAUGGCACCCUCUUAGCACUCACCAAGGCCCCCUCUUAAAAAGUUUCCCCAAAAUCUGUUACGUUUUUACAGUGCUACAAGACCAUUUGUUUUGGCAGUUGAGGGAUUAUUUAUUUAUUUAUUUAUAUUGCCCUUUAUUUUACAUCACUGUAAAUUAUUAAAUAAUAAAAAAUAGUGUUUGUUAUUUAGAUCAAUCAAUAUAGCUCAUUGGGCAGAGCACAAGACUCUUAAUCUCAGGGCCAUCCUUUGAGCCCCAUGUUCCCAGGGUUCCCUGGCAAGAAGGGAACUCUACCCCUAACAAAAUCCUAACCCUAACCCAGGGCCAUGGGCCAGAUCACUCCCACAGAAAUCACAUCUGUGCGUGUCUGCGGCUCUGGAAAUUGCUUCUGCGCAUGCCCAGACGCUGAAAAUCACUGGGACAGCUCAGUCUGCAGAGCAGGAGACUUUCCAUCUCAAAGUCCUGGGUUUGAGGGGCAAAAAGAUUCUUCCCUUGCAGAGGGUUGGACUACAAAAGGACCUUUGCUUUCCUGCUCUCUCCCAAACUGGGAAACUCCCAAUGGAAAGUGCUCUGACCUUUCUCUUUUUCUUCAUAGGGGUUUUCACACCGUACAGUAUCUGCUCUCUGACCGGGCUUGGUUUAAAAGCCUCCAAGUAUUCCUUGGAUCGAGCAGUGCUAAUAUUUGCUCUGCUAAUCUUUCCACCAAAGCUGGCCGGCUUCUGGAUUAA